This is a messenger RNA of Clupea harengus (Atlantic herring), 1683 nucleotides long. RefSeq lists its product as uncharacterized. Gene Ontology annotation, biological process: homologous chromosome pairing at meiosis; meiotic DNA double-strand break processing involved in reciprocal meiotic recombination; spermatogenesis. NCBI's taxonomy places the organism in Eukaryota, Metazoa, Chordata, Actinopteri, Clupeiformes, Clupeidae. Bases 1 to 1158 code for a protein of 385 amino acids. Gene Ontology annotation, cellular component: central element. The transcript is spliced from 10 exons. The record is from RefSeq and is a predicted model, not a curated record.
AUGUACCAGGACAGGGUUGAGAACUAUAAGGUGGUACUGAGGAAACACAGAGAGCAGUAUCACCAGCAUCCCCUGGCCCAGAAGCUCCUGAAGAUCCAGGCGGAGAACGAGGAGAUCGAGAGGAGAAUCAGGGCCUGCGAAGAGCAGAUAGUAGCUGGAGAGAAAGAGCGACUACAGGGUGCAGCAAUCAAAACAGUCCCUCAAGAUAAUCCAGAGGACAGUGUGUCAAUAGGAGAUAUAGAGCUUCAGUUCGUCGAUCAGGGUGAGCCAUCAGUGGAUAUGAAGGAUCCGCUUUCACAGAGCGCUGGCUAUGAUCCCCAGGAUGAGGGUACUGGGUUGGGUGAGGAGAGGAUGGAGGAAAUGGCCUCGGGACACCCAGACGGUGGCCGGAGCAGAGCUGCAGUCUCAGCCCCCCCAGCAGGGGCAAACCCAGGUGGAGGAGGCCCCAUGUGGACCAGCCCAGGAACCAGAGCAGCUCAAAGGGAGGCAGCGGACCAGGCUCAGCUGGGGGAAAUGGAUCAGGACGAAAGCUUUAACUUGUCCGGCCUGGCAGAGGAGAUGGAUAAUGAGUUUGAGGGGGUGACAGUGGAGAGUCAGAACCCCCCCACCGCCACCAGCGCUGCUGCUGCCGGGGGGGCCUCUGAGGUGGAGUAUGCAGGGGACAGCACAGUCUCUCCCCACACCCCGCCCUCCAGGAUGAAGGCAGCAUCUUCCCACACCCCGCCCUCCAGGAUGAAGGCAGCAUCUUCCCACACCCCGCCCUCCAGGAUGAAGGCAGCUCCGGCCACGCCGACCUUCUCACUCGCUAGCCCCACCUGUCCUCUGGGUGGCAGUGACAGCUCCGAUGGGAAGUCCCCCGGCUUCGUGUUCUCCAUGACCUCUGACCCCUCAACUCCAGCCUUCUCUGGGUUUGGCUUUGAUAUGGGCUCCACUGCACGAGAGGAGGAAACCCCAUUCACAUUCACAAGUGAAUAUUUCAGCGACAAGAAAUCUGAAGCAAAGUUCUCAGGGUUUCCAUUUGACCAGUCCGAGAGCAGAUCUGAGGAGGACUUUCCGUUCUCCUUCUCGUCCAAGAGCCCCAUGCAGGAACCCACCUCCGAGGACAAGACGGGGGCUGGAGACGGCUUCCCUUUCUCUUUCAACUUUGGAAAGUUCUAGAAAGCAGGGGGUUGAUCGUCAAUAGCUGUAGCAUCAGAGAAAAUAUUAUUAUAAAUGUUUUUAUAAGUUAUGCAGAAGAAGAACCUCCUCAAAUUGAGUCAAAUAGGGUUAGGGUGUGCUUCAAGAUUCACUUGUUUGGAUUCUCUCUAACUUAGAGGUUUGGACGUGGUAACCGAGAUCAGUAGUGUGAGGUCCAGUUCACAGGACGGUGCGACAGUUUAGUUACACAAAAGAAUACAAUAUACAGUCAAAUACAAGUAUGAAUUUCCAAGGUUGAAAAAUGUUCUUUUUAUCCAAAGUCCAAGUGUAAAGCCUUGGGCUGUGAUGCUUUUAGUGUCUGUUCUCUUUGUCAUUAAGAGCAGUUAGAAAAGGCAGAAAAUGUGUUCUUUUAAAGUUGAACAUAUCGGAGGGUAAACAUUUGUUCCUGUUGUUGGCCCAGUUUAGUUGAACAGGCCAAAAAUGUAAUACUGCACUUGUAUAUUAUUUAUUGGAAUAAGCAAGUCUGGAUGUAUGUCAGUGGUCAAU